Messenger RNA from Spinacia oleracea (spinach), 1111 nucleotides. RefSeq lists its product as uncharacterized. The transcript is spliced from 7 exons. NCBI's taxonomy places the organism in Eukaryota, Viridiplantae, Streptophyta, Magnoliopsida, Caryophyllales, Amaranthaceae. The record is from RefSeq and is a predicted model, not a curated record. Bases 492 to 974 code for a protein of 160 amino acids.
GUAGUAGUUUUUUAUUUGUAAGAGGACUUUCUUGUCAUUUGGAUUGCAUAUAGUAGCAGAUUGUAAAGGUUUCAGUAAGGAGAAAAAGAGUACAAAAUAAUAUACAAGUGAUAUUUUCAUGGUUCAACAGAGGCUUAUUUUUUCCCCUCUAGUAUUCAAGAUUCAACAUAUAUAUAUAUAUAUAUAUAAAUAAGAUCCUGUGAAAAUAGGUCCCUAUGUGAGUAUACUACUUUAUAUGAGAAUGAAUCUAAUCCGUAAGAUUAGAUUCAAUCUAAUGGGUAGGAUUAAAUGUGACCAAACCCAUCCACCUUCCCCAUUAAAAGCCACGUCUCUAUCACUAAACCCCACCCACUUUCUCUCUCUAAAACCUUUCCUCUUCUUUCUCUCUCCCGUUCGAGACUCUCUCUGUUCUCCCUCACGAUUUUCUCUCUCCUCUCGCGAAAAUCGCCAUCGCAGCUCCAAAAACGGCCGAUCAACGUCCUUCGCCGCCGAUGUAUUGCAGAUUUAAGAUGACUGGAGUACGAAACCAAUACGAACGACGAAGCAAACACAAACACGACAAACAAGGAACAAAUCCAGUCGAUACUGAAGAAAGGAAUAAGAAUGAACGCGCCAAAGAAACGGAGCCAGUUGUCCCGCAAUCACUUCUGAACGACAUCAUGAACAAUUUAGAGGAUCCCGAACAUCACACCAAUCAAGAAACUGAAGUUAACACCAAUGAAAAAAGCAAUGAUAAUGGAAACCAAGAACAAGAGUCUGAUCUCACUCAAGGACGGAAAGAGAUUGUCAGGGAUCCCGAAGAUCACACCAAUCAAGAAACUGAAGUUAACACCAAUGAAAAAGCAAUGAUAAUGGAAACCAAGAACAAGAGUCUGAUCUCACUAAAGGACGGAAAGAGACUGUCAGGGAAACCGAAACUCAAACCAAUGCAGAAACUGAACCUAUCAUCAAUGAAGAAACCAAUGCCAAUGUAAACAAAGAACAAGAGGAAGUGAAUCAGAAGAAUGACAAAAGAAGGAAACAUAUUGCAAAAAGGAAACAAGGGAAUGAAAUUGUUGUUAGAGAUGUCAAGAAGCACAAGUCUGCAGUUGUUGUGCACUCGGGAUCAAAA